Molecule: messenger RNA, 973 nt
Organism: Calliphora vicina (urban bluebottle blowfly)
Lineage: Eukaryota; Metazoa; Arthropoda; Insecta; Diptera; Calliphoridae
Gene: Ldaf1
Product: Lipid droplet assembly factor 1
Exons: 4
Coding region: 138-803 (221 amino acids)
Source: RefSeq, a predicted model, not a curated record
AAAUGUUGUAUUUGCUGUAGUACUGUCGCUACUUUAUUAAUUUACUUUGGUAUAACAAUAAUAAUAAAUUGAUAUGAAACUGUUAAUAUUUUUUGUUUUUUGCCAGACUAUUAAUUAGAAAUAAAUAAACAGAUAUAAUGGUGUUAGUAGAAGAUGAGCUCAGCGCCAGUUCUUCAGAAGACGAGGGUGGAAAUGAUGGCAGUCACAGAAAUGCAAACAAUGAUGGAGCAAAGCAAAGACAGCAAAACACCAACAAUGCGGACGGAAACUCGAACUCAGAGGAUUAUCCAGAGAUUUUAUUUAAAAUAUUUAUAGAAGCCUCCAAAAAACUAUGCCACCAAAUAAAACGGACAUUCCAUUUAGUUAUGGUAGAUUUGGGAGGUUAUCAAAUAUUUGAUCGCUUUGCACAAUGGUGUGUACAACAUCCUCAAAUGGCGAUUUGCUUAUUAUCGGCUGGUUUGGUGGCAUCGUUACCAGUUUUGCUGUUUGUUGCAUUUGUCUUAUCAACAGUUGCCAUGACCUUUACUGGAUUUUUAGUAUUAGAAGGAACUCUUUUAACCAUCUUAACAAUGAUAAUGAUUGGCCUUUUGGGAGCCAUAGUAAUAGUUUUAUUAUUUUUUGCUCUAGUUGGUGUCGCCACAUAUUUUGGAGUUGCACAUGUCUAUGACAUGUAUGGUAGUACAGAAACACAACGAACAAAUUUAAGAAACGUCAUGCAAAGAAAUGGUCAACAUUUAAACACGCAUCCAGCACCAACUAGAAAUUCUAACCAAAAUUCACAAGAUGAAAAUGUUAUUUAUUAGGGUGUGGAUGGAUAAGAAAUCACGAAUAUUUUGAAUCUUUAGAACAAAUUCUUGCCUUUUUGGUGAUGUAUGUUUACAAACAGAGCUUCGAAUUAACUACUUCAAUUUAAGCUUAAUUCACUAAAAUCUUAAUUCAGAUUAAAAAAUGUCAGCAAAUCAUUCCAUAAAAC